AUGGUAACGACACUUCGAUGGCUCGUCUACGGGCUUCUGAGCUUUUCAAGCUUGAUCGCCUUUACUUCCGCGCAAUACGCCUUUACUACUCCGGACCCAACACUGUUUGACUUUGACGGGACGAAUGAUAUAACUCAAGAUGACGUCGUGGAAUUCGCCUGGGUCUUGAACUCUACAUUGCAAGAGACUGUAUCAGGAGACCCAAUAAUCGAUAGUGAUGGCAAUAUAUCUCUCUGGCUCACGAGCUUCCACGGCUUCGCAUUCACAAGAUGCCUAGCUACAAGCGUCAACUCCGAGGGCGGCGGAACCUGGGCUUGGAGAGUUAGCUUGACAGAUGAGGAAAUCGACGAGGGCGGCGGGCAAUUCGUCUAUCGUCUCAUGCCACCCGUUGCGUCCAAGGAUCAGCCGUACGAUGACGAUGCAGCAGAGGCUCCGUCGCGUGGGUUUAGAAUUCUCAAGCAAUCCGAUCCCUCCCCUACUACCUCUACACCUGCGCCUACUUCAUUGCCGCCGACAAGUGCCGCUCCUAGCACGACCCCGACGGAUGCAACCAGCGAUAAUAGCAACAACGACAACAACGACAGCAACAGUGGGGGGCUGUCGCCCGGUGCAAAGGGCGGUAUUGGUGCAGGCGUAGCAGUGGGAGGCAUCAUCUUGAUCGGAGGGGCGUACCUCCUUUGGAGACAUUACAGAGGACGGCCACAGCAUCUAGCACCGGCACCGGUGGCACAACCACUACCACUGCCGCAAACAGCUGGAAUGGGUGCUUUCCCUGCUCCUCCAUCUGAGCUCUCUGCUCUGCCGUCAGAGCUUGACUCGGGAGACAGCAACAGGCCCAUAGCUGAGCUUGGGGCUGGUGAGAAGCGGGUGUGA
This is a messenger RNA of Aspergillus puulaauensis, 873 nucleotides long. RefSeq lists its product as uncharacterized. NCBI's taxonomy places the organism in Eukaryota, Fungi, Ascomycota, Eurotiomycetes, Eurotiales, Aspergillaceae. The coding region runs from base 1 to 873 and encodes 290 amino acids. The transcript has 3 exons. The record is from RefSeq and is a predicted model, not a curated record.